Messenger RNA from Pterocles gutturalis (yellow-throated sandgrouse), 525 nucleotides. RefSeq names its product sodium/potassium/calcium exchanger 3-like. The annotation marks the transcript as partial. The record is from RefSeq and is a predicted model, not a curated record. The transcript has 6 exons. Gene Ontology annotation, cellular component: membrane. Gene Ontology annotation, biological process: calcium ion transmembrane transport; intracellular calcium ion homeostasis. Lineage: Eukaryota; Metazoa; Chordata; Aves; Pterocliformes; Pteroclidae. Gene Ontology annotation, molecular function: calcium, potassium:sodium antiporter activity; calcium channel activity.
CCUGAUCUACCCCGCGAUGGGACGUGCAGCCGGCUUCUGAAGAGCUCUUGGGAAGGAAGUCAAGUGGCCGCUGGGCAGAGGCUUGCCCAGGAAAGCUGCACCUCUCCCUCUCUCCAUGAAUUCCCCAACGACAUCUUCACGAACGAGGACCGGAGACAUGGAGCCGUGGUCCUGCACGUCCUCUGCGCCGUGUAUAUGUUCUAUGCUUUGGCAAUCGUCUGCGAUGAUUUCUUUGUCCCUUCGUUGGAAAAGAUUUGCGAACACUUGCAUCUUAGCGAAGAUGUGGCUGGGGCAACUUUCAUGGCAGCGGGAAGCUCUGCUCCUGAGCUGUUUACAUCUGUCAUAGGUGUUUUUAUCACAAAAGGAGAUGUAGGCGUUGGAACCAUCGUCGGCUCGGCUGUGUUUAACAUUCUCUGUAUUAUUGGCGUGUGUGGGCUUUUUGCAGGACAGGUCGUUGCACUGUCGUCGUGGAGUCUCUUGAGAGAUUCAAUCUACUAUACACUGUCUGUUGUUGCACUCAUUGUG